This is a messenger RNA of Fusarium venenatum, 756 nucleotides long. RefSeq lists its product as uncharacterized. The record is from RefSeq and is a predicted model, not a curated record. Lineage: Eukaryota; Fungi; Ascomycota; Sordariomycetes; Hypocreales; Nectriaceae. Gene Ontology annotation, cellular component: cytoplasm. Gene Ontology annotation, molecular function: cysteine-type deubiquitinase activity. Gene Ontology annotation, biological process: protein deubiquitination; ubiquitin-dependent protein catabolic process.
AUGUCGACCACUCCAGGAGUAACUUUCCGAAAGGACGGAACGAAAACAUUCAUCCCGCUCGAGAACAACCCAGAAGUGUUCACCAAGCUCAUUCAUAACCUAGGCAUCUCCAAGAAGCUCGGUUUCUACGAUGUCUACAGCGUUGACGAGCCUGAGUUGCUGGCCAUGAUUCCUCACCCCGUCCACGCCCUCAUCUUUAUCACUCCUGCGCCUAUGUGGGCUCGCGUUCGGGAAAGUGAUCCUGGUUCAAAAGAGUUAACAUACGAUGGCUCUGGUCCAGAUGAACCCGUCAUGUGGUAUAGACAGACUAUCGGACACGCCUGCGGCCUCAUCGCUCUCCUACACAGUGUAAGCAACGGUACGGCCAAGGAUUUUAUCAACCCAGACUCGCUCCUAGACGAGAUCAUCAAGGAGACACAGGACCUUAAGCCCCUUGCACGUGCCGACUUCCUCUACAAUUCCGUUGAACUGGAAAAGGCCCAUAUGGAUGCAGCUAUGACAGGGGAUUCUGCAGCACCUACGAGCCAAGAACCUGUCGGGUAUCAUUUUAUCAGCUUCGUCAAAGGUUCAGACGGUCAUCUCUACGACCUAGAGGGAGGUUGGGGCGAACCAGUUGAUUGCGGUAUCUUGGAUGAAGGAAAUGACCUCCUUAGCGAACAGGCGCUUGAAGCAACUGUCAAGAGGUACACCAAGGUUGCCGAUGGUAACCUCGAGUUCAGCAUCAUUGCUCUAUCAACAAUUCCAGAGGAAAACUAG